This is a messenger RNA of Aphanomyces invadans, 912 nucleotides long. RefSeq lists its product as hypothetical. The transcript is spliced from 2 exons. The coding region runs from base 375 to 863 and encodes 162 amino acids. NCBI's taxonomy places the organism in Eukaryota, Oomycota, Saprolegniomycetes, Saprolegniales, Verrucalvaceae. The record is from RefSeq and is a predicted model, not a curated record.
UGAAAAAUGAACGUGGAUUGGUAAAUUUUUAUCCAAUCAGAGUUUGCUCGGUUUCUUUUCACUGUUGCGUGACAACUCGGCGACCAUGUCGGGCGGCACGACGGGAUCUUGAUGGAGGCCCCCGCGGAAGAUACAACGAAGACGACGACUUGACCAAUUUCGGCCUUGGUUCCCAUGCGUCCGAGAGGUACCACUUGAGACACCAUGUCCUCCAUUCCACCGGACAGCUUGGCCAUGCCGGGGGUACCGGCGGUGGGGCCAGGUGCGAUUCCGACAACUCGAAUUUGAAAACGCCCCCACUCGAGCGCCAAUGACCGUGUCAAACUGUCCACGGCAGCCUUCGCCGCGGCUGCGUGCACUUGAUACCAAGUUGCAUGACGGUGAAGGUUCGCACUGAUGUUUACGAUCACCCCGUUGUUGUUCUUGAGAGCGUGAAAUGCAGCAGUGCUCAUGUUGAAAGUCCCCACCGCAUCAAUGUCCAAAACUGUGCGGAAUGCGUUCGUAGACAGGUUUUCCGCUGUGCUGAGAAAGUUGCCCGCCGCGCCAUUUACGAGAACAUUCAACGUGCCGUACGACUUCACGGCAAGAUCAACUGCGGCACGGGCAUCUUCUGGUCGACGGACAUCCCCAGCGACGAAUUUGGCAUCAAUACCGUCAGACGCGAGCACCCGUACUGCCUCCUGCAGGACUGUUUGUCGCCGUCCCAUGAUGACGAUCUUGGCGCCGUGAAGUCCAAGCUGACGGGCAAUCUCUUGCCCAAUGCCAGAUCCCCCGCCAGUGACCAACGCGACGCGGCCGCUGCAUGCUGUGGGAGCGAACGCAGACAUGGGUGCGAUGCUCGAUGGGGACUUCGGUUGUCGUGAAAGCACACACAGCGGUUCCUCAUAUAGUGUAAUGAUACGCAAACACACA